CUUGAAUUUUGGAAUAUUUGUCCAAACACAUUUAAUAUGCAUUCACAAAUAUUAUAAAUUCAGGAAAAUAAAUACUUUUGAAACCCAUAAAUAAAUUUAAAUAGAGGCAUUGUCACUCUAUAACAAAUACAUAUUUAUUUGAAGGAACCUAAAAAUUGUUUAAUUCAAUACAUAUUAUUCGGUGAUAGCAAAAACAAAAAAAAAUAACCCCCCACUCGCGUAUCCUUAACACCGAUUUACAUGACAGUGAAUACAGCGUUAGCAGCGUAUUGGUGGUGUGAUAUUUUCCGGGUUCGUCUAUUUUCUUUAUUCGAUAAUUUCCAUAAUAAAUGCUCUCGCGCAAUCCUGUCGGUGGCGCUUGCGUCCUUAAUCUGUUGUCCACUAUUCCGCGAUGUAGAAUCCCCAGUCGGUGCAAAAGCAGUCCGUAUGUCGUUUAUUUUUUUUUAAGAUGUAGAGAAACAGACAACUCCAUCGCCGACGAUAUGGGCAGGAGAAAUAAGUGCAAACCGCGAAUAAUUCCGCAACAGGACAGGCGGAUAUGCGGUUGCAUUUGUUUUUGUCAAUUGAUCGUGGUUUUCAGUUGUGUUUCGCUCAUAUAUUUGACGGUGGCGAUAUACAUACCCUCAUACAGGGCGUUCAAGAGCGGUUUCGAGGAGAAACCGUUAAUGUGCCAAACGGUGAACACCAGUAUGAUAAACAAUUGUAGUUGGGCAUCAUGCGGGGAAUGGUGUUUGACGAGAACUUCCGGAUUCUGCCCUCAAAUUCAUGCGACCACGAGGCAGAACGGUACAAGAGUAACGUUGCUAAAUUGCACCGCAUUUAACACGUCCAUUUGCCCGCCGAUAGAUAAAAACUCGUUGAGAAGGUAUAAUUGCAACAACGGAUCGGAAUGUGCGGUACUAAAGGGAGUCUUUAACUGCUCGUUAGGGCACUGCUAUAAUCUAUCCCAAAUAUUUGAUUUCGAAGAUUGCCAUUACAAAGCGGACGGUUUCACGGUGGACAGCGAUAAGGACAACGUUAAACUGAAUGGUUAUUUCGAGUGUAAAGGUUCGAAGUGCACUAAAAUCAAAAAGGUGUUCACGUGCGAUCGAAUUUGUAAAGAAAACAUCAUUUCGGAAAUGAGAAACGUUUUCAUCGGAGUGGGGGAUAUUUUUCAUCAAGCGUAUUGCGAUUCGGCCGUCGCACACACAAAAGCAAACGGGAAUCAGGAGGGAUCGGACAUAGAACCCACCCAGUUCUGGACCAAACAACCCGAUGAAGUGAUGAUGGUUUCAUGUCACGUCGUCGAUUAUGACGAAACAAACAAUACAAUCCGGGCUACCGACUGCAUCAACGGGACCAUAUACAGUAGUGAUUCGAUACCGAGACCGUACGCGACUUUCAGGCAAUUUUGGAAUUUAUCGGAAAAGUACAGCCACGUGGUGGAUCCCACUUUCCAGUUCGUUCCUCCUCAAAGUUCUUUGACGAUUUACAAUCACUCGAGACUCUACAUCAACUUGGACGGAUGUGUCAAUACCUUACGGGGUGAAUGUUACGAUUUUUUGCUCUCCCACGGGAGAGACGGCAAAAAUCAAACCGCACCCAGCAGAUACCCAUGCUUUUAUAAUAAGAACAAUUCCUUCAUGGUGAUAUCGCGUUACAAUUUAAACAGAACGUGGAGAGAUUUAAUAAUCGCUGUUAGUAUACCGUCGAUACUAUUCGUCGUCUCUUUCGUGACUUUGUGCGCCAUAAUGCAAUCCGUCAGAGUAGACGACGACGCUAAAAUGAGAUGCAAGUACUGUUUCGGUUCCCACAACAAUAAUACCGAUUUGACCGAAAUGAUUGACAAAUACGAAGUGUCGUCUCCCGAAUCUGACGGACCUUCUUAUGGCAGAAGGAAUCGGGAGAUCACUUAACGUUUUCCCAAGUUACGCCGUAAUUAACUUCCAGUUUUCUAAGUCCGCGUUUGAACCGAAUUAUAUACCUACUCGCUCAAAAAUUAGAAUAUUGCUAUGACUAUGA
Messenger RNA from Cylas formicarius (sweet potato weevil), 2001 nucleotides. RefSeq lists its product as uncharacterized. The transcript has 3 exons. Gene Ontology annotation, biological process: regulation of sodium ion transport. Bases 330 to 1895 code for a protein of 521 amino acids. Gene Ontology annotation, molecular function: sodium channel regulator activity. The record is from RefSeq and is a predicted model, not a curated record. NCBI's taxonomy places the organism in Eukaryota, Metazoa, Arthropoda, Insecta, Coleoptera, Brentidae.